GCACACAGCCGAGAAAGAAAUCACUGCUAUAGGCCGGGGAAGGCAUCACUCCAGCGCCUUGGAAUCUCACACCGCCCCGCUGACUACACUACUAGGCUUGACUCUCCGGCGGCACGGCGCGCAACACAACACUCUGACAGCUGCGACUGACUCACUACCAAGGGGUGGAAGAUGGAGCAUGUAGACGCCGGCUUCAACAUAUUGUUAGCGACCGACUCAUACAAGGUAACACAUUACAAACAGUAUCCGCCCAAUACGAGUAAAGUCUACUCCUACUUUGAGUGCCGCGAGAACAGGACAGACCCCACCAAAAGCAGAAAAGUCAAAUAUGACAAAACCGUCUUCUACGGCCUACAGUACAUCCUCCACAAGUACCUAAAAGGAAAGGUCGUGACUCCAGAGAAGAUCCAGGAGGCGAAGGAAGUAUACAGAGAACACUUCCAGGAUGAUGUCUUCAACGUGAAAGGCUGGACUUACAUUUUGGAGAAAUACAACGGACACCUGCCCAUUGAAAUCAAGGCAGUGCCAGAGGGCAGUGUCAUUCCUCGGGGUAAUGUUUUAUUUACUGUGGAGAGCACAGACCCUGAAUGCUACUGGCUCACAAACUGGGUGGAGACCAUCCUGGUUCAGAUCUGGUACCCCAUAACCGUGGCGACAAACUCCAGAGAGCAGAAGAAGAUCCUUGCCAAGUACCUCUUAGAGACAGCUGGGAUCUUAGACGGAUUGGAGUAUAAACUCCACGACUUUGGCUACAGGGGCGUCUCUUCACAAGAGACUGCAGGCAUCGGGGCCUCCGCCCAUCUGGUCAACUUCAAGGGCACCGACACAGUUGCAGGCAUCGGAGUCAUUAAGAAGUACUACGGCACCAAGGACCCAGUGCCGGGCUUCUCAGUGCCUGCAGCGGAACACAGUACUAUCACAGCGUGGGGAAAGGACCAUGAAAAAGACGCCUUUGAGCACAUCAUCAAGCAGUUUCCCAACGUGCCUGUGUCCAUAGUCAGCGACAGCUAUGACAUCUACAACGCCUGCGAGAAGAUCUGGGGAGAAGACCUACGGGCGCUCAUAGAGAAGCGCAGUGCUGAUGCGCCGCUAGUCGUUCGACCAGACUCGGGAAACCCCCUCGAUACAGUUUUGAAGGUUUUGGAGAUCUUGGGUAAGAAGUUUAUUCCAGCGGAGAACGCCAAAGGUUUUAAGGUUCUCCCUCCGUACAUCAGAGUCAUACAAGGAGACGGAGUUGAUAUCAACACGCUGCAAGAGAUAGUGGAAGGCAUGAAAGAACACAAGUGGUCCAUUGAGAACAUUGCCUUCGGCUCUGGAGGGGCUUUGCUGCAGAAACUGACCAGAGAUCUGCUCAACUGUUCCUUUAAAUGCAGCUAUGUGGUCACAAAUGGACUGGGGGUGAACGUGUUCAAGGAUCCGGUGGCAGACCCCAACAAGCGGUCAAAGAAAGGACGCCUGUCUCUUCACCGGACGCAGAGUGGAGACUUUGUCACUCUGGAGGAAGGCAAGGGAGACCUGGAGGAGUACGGCGAGGACCUGUUGCACACAGUCUUUCAGAACGGCAAAAUUGUGAAGACGUACACAUUUGAUGAAGUCAGAGACAAUGCUAAGCUCAAAGAGAACGAGCUUGAGGAGCUUCUGCAGUGAGUGUAUAGCACUGCUAAGCCUCCAACACCCCCCCAUCCCCCCUUCCCUUUCUCCUCCCUUCACUUUUUUGACCUCUGACGUCGUCCCCAGAAAAUGAAGGUAGCGUGCACCGCUAUUACAACCUCACUCUUAAAGUCUGAAAUGUCCCCCAACAGCCUGAGAAAAAUGGAACAAUCUUCACUCUUCGGUCGGUUUCCAGCAAAGGGGUAGGAGUUUGUAAAUGUUAACAAGCAUGGGAGGGGUUGAAAUGUGUGAGCGAAUGAAGAGAGAGGAAGAGUGCGAUGAUUUGAUUUCCGAAUUGGAUUAACCGCGAGUUCACGCCUCCACGCCGCUGCCCCUUAAUUGAAGUGCGGCAUGUUGCACUGAUAAAGCUGGACAUAUUGCGACAUAAAGAGGAGUGGCUGCUGAUGUGCAGUGUGUGUCAGCCGACUUUCUCAUGCCGACACAAAAGCCAAUGAAAUAUGAUUGUAGGUGUGAUUAUAUAGAUAUAUUUUCUUUCCCCCUGGCAGCUGCAUGAGGCGUGAACACACGGUUAGACUUAAUGAGAGAUAUGGGGGAAUAAAAAAAUAUGCCCAUCUAUUGUGUACAGAGCUGUUAAGAAAAGAAGAAAAAAAAAAUCAUGUCUGAAUCUACAUACCUUUUUUGUUUUGUAUGUGAAGGAUGCAGGGGAGGGGGGGUGAUAUCAUGGUGACACAGAAACUUUUAAGAUGUUCUUAUGAAGGAAUUCA
Messenger RNA from Solea solea (common sole), 2375 nucleotides. RefSeq names its product nicotinamide phosphoribosyltransferase 1 (gene nampt1). Gene Ontology annotation, molecular function: nicotinamide phosphoribosyltransferase activity. The transcript is spliced from 12 exons. NCBI's taxonomy places the organism in Eukaryota, Metazoa, Chordata, Actinopteri, Pleuronectiformes, Soleidae. The record is from RefSeq and is a predicted model, not a curated record. Gene Ontology annotation, biological process: NAD+ biosynthetic process. The coding region runs from base 172 to 1647 and encodes 491 amino acids.